ACUUCAGUUUAUUAACUUUUGAUUCUCACCUCUACUUUUUGUCUUUUUCCCAUUCAUGUUCCUUAAUCUUAACAAUUCAUUACAGAGUACUAAUCAAGUCUCCCUUUUAUUGUCUUUCUCAGUUUCUUGCUAGCUCCUCCUAUCCGAUCCUCAUGGAUUUCAUCUUUACCUUCUUUUUCUUCAUUUCUUUCUUCUCAAUCUCUCCAUCCACAACUACAGCCUCAAACUGUCCACCAUUAAAAUGCAACAACAGCUCAUCAUCAGAAGAUCUAACCAUCCAACACCCAUUCCACAUCCAAAACCAGCAACCUCAAGAAUGUGGGGUCCCAGGUUUUGGCCUAAACUGCAAACACAACAUGACCACUUUGCAUUUCCCUUCUUAUGGAGACUUAGUUGUGAAGUCAAUCUCCUAUGAUGUCCAAAGGGUAGAUCUCCUGGACCCCAAAAACUGCGUUCAUCAAGUGUUCUUGAACCUCAAUCUCUCUCAUACACCCUUCACUUACUACUACACCUUGAAGGAAUACAAAUACCUCAAGUGUUUGGCAGAGCUCCCUGCUCCUUACCUUCAAGUCCCUUGCCUCAGUGUUUCUGGCUCCCAUUUUUACAUUGUGGAGACAUGUAUGAGUGUUCCAACAUCUUGCCAACAUGUCAAGACUCUGCCCAUUCCAUUCUCGUAUAGUCCUUACUUGAAUGAUAACAGUUUUGGGCUGAGAUUGACUUGGAAGAUGAGUGGUGCUGAAGAAGCAGGCCACCAUGGGGGAAUGUUCAUCAAGAUUGCAGCUUAUCAAGUGUUGGUGGUUGCCAUGCUUAUAUUGGUUGCUAUGGUGGUGUUAUAUUAUGUGAGGACUUCCAAGUCCAAGAAAUUAAUCUCAGAUGAGGAGAUGAAGAUGGAGAAUGGAGAUGAUGAAGUAGUGAAGGUAGAAGCAUUGCUAGGAGAAUAUGAAGCUGUCUCCUCAAGCCCGGCCUAGGGGAUCGGAGACUCAAUGUUUCAUGUCAAGCUAGUUGAUGACUCACCACAUAAGGGCAUGAGACAAACAAAUUUGGUCGAGUUUAAAAGAAGACGAAGAAAUACAUAUACCGUUUAAAUUUUUGCAAUACGUUUUACAUGUAAAUGAAUACAUAUUUGUACUUAAUUCAAAUACUUUAUGAUUGGUAGUUGAUACUAAUUUAUAAAUUCCACACUUGGCCUUAUCAUACCCAUGGCCUCAUGUACUCACUCACACAUUUGGUCGAGUUAAUAUAAAUACUCACUGAUGCAAAUUAUGUGUGUGAGCGUGAAGAAUGAAUGAAAAUGAUGAGCGUAAA
Molecule: messenger RNA, 1305 nt
Organism: Ipomoea triloba (trilobed morning glory)
Lineage: Eukaryota; Viridiplantae; Streptophyta; Magnoliopsida; Solanales; Convolvulaceae
Product: RING-H2 finger protein ATL22-like
Exons: 2
Coding region: 153-968 (271 amino acids)
Molecular function (GO): polysaccharide binding
Source: RefSeq, a predicted model, not a curated record